CCCCCGCCCUACGGUGGCCGCGGCGCGUUGCUCCCCGCGCUCGUCUCCGCGCUCCGCGUUCCUCCCCGCGCUUCGCCGCCGGCUCCGGGGAAGCGGCGGGGGCGGCGAUGUCCGAGCGCCAGCAGGCCCGGCGAGGCCUCAGCCCGCCUUCCCGCCGGCACAGCGGACGCUGGGUCGGGCCCUGAGCCGCCCCGGAGCCGGGUAACCCCCCCCCCCCCCCUCCCCUCCCGCGGUGAGCGCUGAGGAGCCGGCGAGGCCUGGGGCUGCCCCGGCCUGAGGGAUGGGGAUCCUCUUCACCAGGAUAUGGAGGCUGUUCAACCACCAAGAGCACAAAGUAAUCAUUGUUGGUCUGGACAAUGCAGGAAAAACGACCAUUCUUUAUCAAUUCUCCAUGAACGAAGUGGUGCACACCUCGCCCACCAUCGGGAGCAACGUGGAGGAGAUCGUGGUUAACAACACGCGCUUCCUGAUGUGGGAUAUCGGGGGGCAGGAGUCCCUCCGCUCCUCGUGGAACACCUACUAUACAAACACGGAGUUUGUGAUAGUUGUUGUGGACAGCACAGACAGAGAGAGAAUUUCUGUGACUAAAGAAGAACUGUAUAAAAUGUUAGCACACGAGGACUUAAAAAAAGCAGGUUUGCUGAUCUUUGCUAACAAGCAAGACGUUAAAGAGUGUAUGACAGUAGCUGAAAUAUCUCAGUUUCUAAAACUGACUUCGAUUAAAGAUCACCAGUGGCACAUUCAGGCAUGCUGUGCUCUAACUGGAGAGGGACUCUGCCAAGGACUCGAGUGGAUGAUGUCGAGACUUAAGAUCAGAUGAUUUUUAAUGACCUCUUUGCACAGACAUUGCUUAAAAAGAGCUGUACCCGUGAUUACCUUCACAGUGGCAGAAUUAAUGGGAUAGAUGUAUUUAUACUGAACUGAUUUCAACUUUAUUUUCUACAUAGAUGCACACACACGUACGUGUAUAUAAAUAAGACCAUUUGGCAAAAAGAAAGAUGCAGUUGAUGGCUCCAGUUUGGUUUCCUGUUUGUUUUCCUCUGAAGAUGCAUUUAAAAGCUGUGAUCAACCUUCUUUUCAAGAUACAGCCACUGAGAACAGUCCGAUGUUGACUGUGGUGAAGAUGAAGUGAGAGGAAGGAGCUUUUAUCUCUGAGUUUUAUUAUUCCACUGUAGUCCUCUCUAGUCGAAGGUGUUGGCUUCAUUAUUCCAGUAAAUUAGCAAGCAAAUCAAUGGCAUAGAUAUCAACUUUCCAGUAUUUUUAAGGUUACUGAUGUUACAAAUGCAAAAAUAUUUUCCUGUAUGUGUACUGUACAUAUUUGUGUAUAUUUAUACCUCAAUUUUAGGUUAAUUGCAAUCUGUUCAGACCAGUGUGUAAAGCUGAAUCGGUAUGUUGACAGUAGGACUAAUAUUUGACGUCGCCAACAUGUCACAACUCCUUCUCCUUUGUCAGCUGUAGGGCUGUAACGUCCAUCAGGCAGUUGGCUCACCGCAACUUUAUAAAGCAAACUCUCUCCUAAGACCAGGGGUUGUUUUCUCACAUGAUUUUUUAGUUGGGGAGGAUGCCCUAAUGAAUCGGGGCGUAUGGAUUGAGCUUCAAAUUACAGUGGUGGCAAACAGUAAAAAUUUGCCGGAGUGUUUAAAAUUAAACGGAUUUUUUUUUUUUUUUAAUUGCAGUCAUCAUUGGAUUGGUUGAUUCCAAAAAGUGUAUGUCAUCCUGUCUGAUGGUACUGCUUUUUUUUUUUUUUUUAUUUGCAGUACUGUUCAUUUAUGAUUCAGGUCUAGUAGAAGUACCUUUAGCUGUCUUAAAGGGAAAAAUGUCAUCUUGUUUUUUGUUGUGUUUUUUUUUUUUUUUGUCUUAACCAAAGAAGAGGCACGAAAGUACGUUUAAAAGUCCCACUGGAAUCUUACAAAACAAGUCACGCUCUGUAUUAAGUGUUUUUCAGAGGAAGGCACACUUCUCUUUGGUAGCAUAAAAUGUAUAUGUAUCUGUAUGCAAUGGAUGGAACUGGGAUGGAGACCGAAACAGAUUACACUACUUGAAAAGCUGUAAGUGACCCCUCGAUCAUGUUCCCACAGAAGUUCCGGGGCGGUGCUUCUUGAAAAUGUAACUCCCUUGCAUGGUCCCCAGGUGAGUUCUAAAGAAGUCUCAGAACACUAUGUGAUUGUCUUUUCUUCCUGCAGCACCUAACCCCGUCCAGAAGUUGUUUGGCAUCACCAUUUGAAAGGAUACAGGCUUUUCAGUGGGACGGCAGUUGGCUGGGUUGAAAUGUCGUCAGUAUUGUGAACGUGUACGUAGCCUUAAUCAGAGGCUUUUGUGUUGGAGAUGUAUGUUCGGGGAGCAUAGCAAAAUGAAAUAAAACUUUGUUUAAAAUGUCCUUCCCUUUCUUAGCUCAUCUCUCUGAUAAGGAUGGAAAAGACAUUUUAAAGAAGCAGCCUAGUUUGAACUUUUUAAGGUGCUUAUCUUGGGUUAUGGGAUAAUCUAAUCAGCGUGCCUGCCUUCCCGCUCGCCUGCUUCACUGUCAUCAUGUUGUGAAUUUGUAGGGAAAAGAAGGGAGGCAACUUCAAAAGUCUGUAGUUAACAAAAGCAGGUAAAGAAUUUAACUUUUUAAUAUAUUUUUGGUAUCUCUUUACGAUGCUCACUGGCUAGGGAAUCUGCUGUCUUUGUUAAACAUUUUAAUGUGUACAUGCAUAUAUUUAUAGUGCAUGCACAUAGGUAUUGGUAUUUAACUGGUGUAUUGCAAAAUGUAUAAAUGUUUGAAGAAAUAACAAUUUAAUGCAAAGACUUUCUCAGUUUAUCUGAUGGUAUCUGCAAGAAACGAGCUCUGUGCGCCCUUGCAUAUGAAAUGGAAUUGUACGUUUUCUAGUCUUAAAAAAAGAAAAAGCAGACUUGCUUACAAACCGAAGCAUUUGGCUUUUGAGUCUUAUGUCUUCCCUUUCAUCUCUUUAAAAAUAUUUUGCUUUAGUAUUGUUAAAUACUGCAUACUUCUGCCUGAAUCUGCACAGGUGGUGUGUGUUGGGUUUUUGUUUGUUUUUAAGAGAGUUGUUCCUGUUAACGAAAGAAAAGCCACGUAGCAGUAUUCUGCUAUCUGCUUCCUGCUGAAAUUUGCUGCUUACUCCCUCGCUUUAAUUUGUAGGAUUUAGCACAUCCAUAUAAUGAAAGCGUGGUGGGGUUUUCCAGGUAUGCCUUAUGUUACAACCAGACAGCUUAUGUUUACACAGAAGUCAAUUUAUGUUUACUUUUUCCCCUCUCAGUAUCCUGGCCUCUUCCACUUUCUGCAGCCUCUAAGAUACCGCGUGGUUCGCUUCAUCUUCGUUUCACAAGCGGCAGCAGACCCUGGUAGGGAGUUGGGAAUAACUGCUCACGUGAAGCCUGCCUGCUCAAACAAUGUCUUUUGUGCCCUGAAGAGUUCAUAAUCCAAAAAUUAAAUCGUUCUCCGUGUGUUGGGAGGUGAACAACCCAACCUUCACCCGACUACCAAAGGGUGCGUGGCACGUCACGUGUGCCGACGAGUUUUCCGUCUGGUUUGGGAUCCCCCCAGUACUUUGGAGGGAGUUCAGUGGUGGGCAGUGCUUGCAGACGCGUCGCGUGCCCGUAGCGUUCUUGGCGGGGGGGCUUAGGAAUCAGAGGAAGAUAGAGCUUCGCUCUGAAUGCUGGGCUUGCAGUCUCCAUAAGCGGGGUGGAUUUUGGCUGUAGGAGCUGGGUUGUCAACAGGGGUGCCGGUUCCAAACUCUCCCCUUGCACGCUGGGUGUGAUCCUGUUUCUAAGCGCAGCAAAGCCUAGCGAAGGCGGAGCAGCGUCAUCCGGCCGUUGCAGUGGGAGCUUCUGCAGGAAAGUGUCUCUGCCUGGAGGUUCUUCCUGAGAACGAGUGUGCUUGCUCGGGUUCUCACGAGGUGAACAGCAGAAGAAUGUGCGAGCGCAUGCCCUCCUGGUAGUGCUGUGGCUGUUGCCUUCUGUGCAAAGUUAGAAAUGCUUUUAAAUUUACUCACCUUAGCAGGGCUGGCGAAGAGCAGACCGACUUUGGAACACACAAACCCUUUUUGUCUGUGCUGCUUGUUUAGAGCUUUUUUUUUUUUUUUGUCUUUUCCCUGUAGGACAAUUCACAUUUUUCUCGCAGCUCUGUAGAAAAGCAAGUUAACUUUGCAUCAGUGCUGCUUUCAGCUUCAUUCGGUUAUUCUUUGGAAGUGAUUGUCUUAACAUGAGUCAUGACCUUGACUUGUAUUGCUUUUGUGUUUUCACCCCCUGUGUGUUGUGUUGCCUUGGCUUUCAGCUAAAGCUCAAGAUUACUUUGCCUUUGUUCUUCAUGAAAUUCAUUCUUAGGAUAUUAUACGGAAAAAGGGAGGGGAUUUUAAAAAUGGUGAUUUGAGUUUAUGCUGCCGAAUGGCAUUUUACUAGCAAAAAUAAAUACAGCAAUAAGUCAUAUUUCAGUAGUCUAAUACUUAAAAUGAUGCUUUUGCUUUAGCAGAUAACAAACUUGGUAAAUCACCUCUGUAACAUGUUGCCUCUGUGAGCUAAAAAUUAUUAUACAGGUUUUUAAUCGUGAGGAAAGGCGGAAUAUAGAACUUGGAAAAUGUGAACAGGAAUCUACCUAGCUUCUUUUUUUACUUCUUAUUUUUCCCAGGGAGGUUGAAUAGCUGUUUUCCUAUGCGUUAUACAGUGUGUUUCUAGGUGUAGGUGUGCGGGUGUGAAUGUUAAACAUAUGUGAUGGGCACCUUCUACAGUCUGUGCAGCUCAAGUGCCUAAAACUAGUUCGGUGAGCUUUGGUUUUUUUUUUUUCUUUCUAUGCUACAAUUUCCAUUUUCCUUAAAAUAGAUAUAUUUCUAUAACAGCAUCCAAAUGUGUGUAAAUGAGUGGUUUUUUUCCCCUCCCUACACACCGGUUUUAACAUAACUUCCAAUAAGUUUUUUUUACAGUUCCGUUCUAUCCCCUACAUUCCAAGCACUUUUCCAUUUAUCAGACAUCACAUAGCCGGCUUGCUUUGUGAAAGGAAAUAUUAAAUUUGUCCUUGUAUCAGAUUGGCUAGCUGGAAUUCUUUUUGAGGAAUUCUUUAAAUAAUAACUUAAUCCAAGAAUACUUGGCCUUGGCAGCAUCCUCAUGUCACUAGCUCCUUUUUAAUUGGCUAGCAAAACAUUAACUUUGCAACCGUGAGAUAAAUUAUGUCUAAAAAAUUGUUUUCAGCCAAUUCGAGUGAAUGUAAUAUUAAGCCUUUAAAUGGUGCAUCGCUGAGCGUUAGGGGACAGAACUGAUUGGAUGUCACGAGGAAUGGCACUAAGAAAGAAAAACGUCUUUGCAUAUAGUCGUGAUGUGUAUUAAAAAUACAAAUGUGACUUGAGUAUAAUUGUUGCAGCGAAUAUACUAAAUGUACAAAAUGAGAAAUUAUAAGUGGUUGCCACUAACUUUUCUAUAAUGUGCUUUAGAAUCGUAAGCAGAAAAUAUAUUCUUGCCUUACUAGGAUUUUACUGGUUCAUUUUUAUAUUGUACAGAGACUUUUUUUGAAAAUGUUCUUCACAUUAGAUGGAAGCCUUUAUUCAUAACAUUCAUAACCAUACUCGUGUACCACCCUUAACCUUUUAAGCCAGAUUUCUUGAGAGUAAGGACACGAGUUGGGUGAGGUUUUUAAGCUUUUCCUAUUUGUAAAUUUAGAAAACUUAGCUGAUACUAAAUUAAGCUAGAAAAUGCUGCUUUACCUAGAAGGCUAUAAAUCAUUCUUUGUAAAUCAUCAGCUCAGUGUUACUCUUGUGUAUAAACACUUCCUGCAUCAAACGCUGUGGAGAGUAGAAGAGGUGGCCAAGAAAAAACGGAUCCACCUGCGGAGAGAUGCAAAGAGUUUUAGAAACAACCAGACACCUCAGGUUGGAAAUCCUGAGCGCUUUCAUGGCGACUGAAUUGGUACUAUAUGGUAGACGAGUGGUAACUGAUCCAGUUUGAACCGUGUCUGUAUGAGUGUUUUCAUGGAUGUUUUCAACGUGUCCUCAACUUUCUUCCUUUUCCGCACCCUUUACCCCGUGGCCACAGCCCGUUGGUGCUCGGUCCGAGUCUGCCCUUGCGGCUCCGGGGGGGCCAGCAGGUCUCGGGGGACCCAGCUCCUCAUCCUUACCCUCCACCAAGUACUGGCCUGUAACACCAACCUCCAACACUAAGCCUGCAGUUCUCGGCGGGUAAAGGAAGCGGAUCAGAUUAGUUUAGUAACCAUGUAGUUGCAUUAUAGUAGAUUAUCUGUCUGUUUUUUACAAAUGCAAAGUAGCAGCCGUAUGUGCACGCAUUAAUCAUACAACCAGGGUCAUAUUUCUUUUGAUCGCUUGUAUUUUGUACUUCUCUUUCUACAAACUUUGUCUUCUUUCCGAAAGAAGUGCGUAAAGUAUGUGGCUAACACUGAUACUGCAAUAAAAUGUCAUUCCAGAACAUACAAAAUUACUGCUUCAAAUUGAUACCAAGACUUGUGAGGGCCGGUGUUUCCUGGCUUGAGUACUUUUCUGGCUGAAACUUGAGCAUGUUUAUUGAAGUCAUUUAGGUAAAACUUUUUAUAAAGCUAUUUAUUCAAAUAAAGUUCAAUUAUGAUUCUGUUAAAUAACUUUUCCUGAAAUGUUGUCAGAACAUUCCUUGAACUGUUUCCCCCUUACCUCUUUCUGUCUCUUCUGACUUUUAAAAUCUGAUUUUCAUUUAGUUGAAGGGAACUCUUUCAGUUCUUCUAAUUCUUGUUGAAGAAGUGAAACAAACACAGAUUUGAUCUAAAAUCUUUGAGAGGGGAGCUGCGUACAAGCAUGUAGACACAUUUAUAGAUAAUGUCAGAAUUGCUAAUUCUUAAAAACCUACCAGUAUUGAUUAAGAUGAAAGCACUUGUCAAAAUUGUACUGUUUGCAUCAAACCUUUUGCGUGGACGUGUUGCGGUGAGACUUUUCAAGCAGAAAUGGUUUCUGACCUAGUACGUGGGGCUGCCCAGCCGCUGCUGGGGUGGAAUGCGCUGUUCUGCCGAACCUGUGGUGACGGGCUGUGUAUCAGGAGGUCGUUUGGGAUGAGUCUGGUAAGAAGGGUGAUUCGGCUGGUUUCAGAUAGAUUGGAAAUGAAAAUAAAUGCUGAAAUGCCCUUUUCCUGUAGAAAAUACUCAGUUCCAGUGGUGUACCGCUCCUGCGGACUCACAUACUGCACGCUGGUAUCUGCAGCCUUGGGGGGCGGGGGGGUUUACAGGCAGCUGCUUAGAAAGGGGGACAGAUGAAACCAAAACCGGGUUAAAAAGGAAAAUUAUCGUGUUACUGUACUCAAGGUACGUUGCUGGUCAGCUCUGCAACGCAGUCUUGCUCACGUGUGUUAAUUUUGGACUUCUUGCUUUAUUUCUAAUUGCCCUGUGUUUGUAUCCUUGUGGUAGUCUUGUAGAAUGACUUUUCUGGUGGGUAACGCACAGGCAGAUGGUGUGAACUGAGUUUUGAGGAAUCGGUAACCGCAGCAGCCCCUCCCUCACCAGGGCGCGAUAGGCGGCAGAAUGCUUUUCCGCACUCUUGAUCCUUCUGCCUCUGAUUUUCGCCGUGUGUCCACCUGAAACCUUUCCCCCUCGUGACGUGGCUCUCCUGUGCAGGUGGGUGUUGUCUCCUGCCGCUCCCGGCGCGUCCCGUGUUGCGUUGCUGCGCUCCGGCUCCGGGCAGGUUUUGCCGGCGGGCGAAGGAGCGCUGAGCUCCCUUCGAAGCCGUACCCGCCCCUGGGCUGCAUCUUGCCUGUUCCUUUUCCUCUUAACCCAAUUAUUCCUUGACUUUGCUUCGACUCUCCUGAAAACUGCUUGUCUUUUUCUUUUGAAUCCAAUUAAAUAUAUUGUGAUUAAAAAAAAAAAAAAAAAAGCCAUUAUCACAUACUUACUCUUCUCUAUUUUCCUCUGAACUGUUUGUUCCUGGGGCCAUGUGCCUGUUGCCUGCCUCGCGUCCCCCUGGUGCUGUCUGGUCUUAGUCUAUGGAUCACCACGUUGAUCCGUAAAAAAAAAAAAUACAAACACAACAAGUAUUUCUGAAGGUUUUUAUGCUGGUAGGGUUUUAGCAUUAAAUACCAUUACUCUUUUUAAUUGCGCACAAAUAAAAAAAAAAAAAAAAUGCCACUGCCGAACUCCGACUGUUUAACUUUUGCAUCCAACAACUGAAUAUCCUGUGUAGAGCAGACCUGCUGAAAUGAGCCUUGGCUUAGUCAUUUACAUCUGGUGUAUGAAACUGUAAAUAGAUUUUUUUUUUUUAUUUUUUUUUUUUUUAACAAAAAAUGCUGGUAAUGUUGGCUUUUUUUUCUUCCCUGUGUGAAAAUCAAAGACUGCUGUGUUCUCUUUAAUUGUUUGGGGUUUUUUAAAUUAAAAUAUGAUAUAGUACGUUUUUGAUCCUAUUCUCACCUUUAAAAUGACAGGUCGUAUCACUGCUCUUGUUGCACAGCCUACAUUGGUUUAUUCUCUGAAUAUGGUUCUUUAACAUGAGGUUGAAUGGAUGCAAAACCACAGAAAAAUUAAUGUCUUCAGAGUUGAGUCUUGUUAUUAACUUUUUUGUUCUGUCUUGCUUUUUGCCCCUAAUUCUUCAGAGUUGGAAGGCUUCCCCCUGCCCAAAUAUGUAUGUGUGUAUGUCUCUGUAGGCAAACUGUUGGGGUCAUCUGCAAAAAGAUGCAGAUCAUGGAAUAGUAACAGUGAAAAUUAUCUACAUUUUUUGUACAUAAAUAAAGAUUUAGUAUGAUGCUGGUACUGUUGAAGACUUGCUUCCGAGGUCCUUGUCUUGAUUCCAGACAGACCCCCUGUUAUGACCUGUAUGUACAGCUUUGAAACGUGAAUUAAUGGAUGCAUAUUGGAGCUGUGUAAACAACUAAUAAACCUGUUUGUAUUAA
Tyto alba (common barn owl) is the source of this 8835-nucleotide messenger RNA. RefSeq names its product ADP ribosylation factor like GTPase 5A (gene ARL5A). The transcript is spliced from 6 exons. The coding region runs from base 281 to 820 and encodes 179 amino acids. NCBI's taxonomy places the organism in Eukaryota, Metazoa, Chordata, Aves, Strigiformes, Tytonidae. Gene Ontology annotation, molecular function: GTP binding; GTPase activity. Gene Ontology annotation, cellular component: trans-Golgi network; cytoplasm. Gene Ontology annotation, biological process: protein localization to Golgi membrane; vesicle-mediated transport; intracellular protein transport. The record is from RefSeq and is a predicted model, not a curated record.